GUUAACGUAUGCUCAGUGGAUAGGAUAAAAAUGCAAGUAUUAUGCAGAACAUUUUCUAGUGUACUGUAUGUAGCCUACUGUUUUUUAGGCUGAGUGGUGCGCAUGCCCCAUGUCAUAGUAAAGGAAAAGCAUAAUGAAUCCUCUCUCUCAUUGACCACAGUGCGCAUGGUCAUUGCUUUUGUGUCAUUUAUGUCCGUCUGAGCAAGAUCAGCUGCACUUCAUGUAUUGCAGAAAUAAGUUUUACGGCGUUGAAGUAGGCUUUUUUCAAAGGAAUCAUCGGAUAAGGAAACAGAAUAUGUCGGUAAACAAAGCUAAGAAAGUAAAAAUGGCUACCAAAUCAUGCCCUGAGUGCGACCAACAGAUUCCAGUUGCUUGCAAGUCUUGUCCCUGUGGCUAUGUAUUCAUUAGUCGAAAGCUUCUUAAUGCCAAACUGAAUGAGAGAUCACCACCAGCAAUAGACAAGUUGGAUGCAAAGAGGAGGAGAACUGAAAGAAUUCGUAGAGAGAAGAUCAACUCUCCGUCAACCAAUGACAUGGAGAACAGAAGGCGAUGCCGCUCCAACAGCCAAUCGGAUCAAAUCCGGAGAGGGCGGGGCAGGCCAAAGACAGUUGGGCUGAAGAAGCAGGAGGAGGAGAAAGAAAAAUUUGAGAAAGAAGUUGAUAUCUAUGCCAACCUCUCAGAUGAGAAAGCAUUUGUGUUUUCGGUGGCAUUGGCUGAGAUCAACCGAAAGAUCCUGGGCCAAAGACUGAUCCUAUAGACAGACCAGAUGGUUGCUUUGAGGGAUUGACAUGUGAAACCUAAGAUUGUUACUGUGGAGAGACCCAUGGAUGACCACCACAGUAUGUCUAACAGGGUAUGAACUCUGACCCAAAGAACUCCCUGCCGGAUUGGUCAAAGCCUUGGGAAAAUGGAGAUGUUGGGGAACAUUGAGAAGCAGGCGCCUGAUCUGCUCAAGAGGAAAUGUUGGAACCAACUUUUAUCUUUAGAGAGUAGCUUAUGGAAUUGGAGGGGGUAGGACAUCUGAAUAUUUAUCUUUUAAUCAGAUUUUAUAUUAUAUAUAUUAGAUGAUAUGGUAUAGGUAUAGGAUUCAUCACCUUGGCAACCAAGAAAGCUGUCAGUAGCAAAUGGAAUACAUUUCUAUUAAAAAAGGGCACAAAUGUGUUGAAGCAUGGAGGGCCAUCCUAGCAUUGUUACUGGCUUCUAUAACGUUAUUGGCUUGUAGUGCUAGUAAACAUUGUUUAUUUAAGUCUAGAUGCCAUUGGAACAUAAUGUUCAAUAUAUUUUGUAUCAUGCUUAGGACUUUGGGAGAAGGCCUUGUACAUUUAUAUUUAUAAUGCUUGUGUACCAUCUUAAUUUAAAUGCAUAUUGUUUUGUCUUUUGUUUCAUUAUUGGUGACAUUAUAUUAAAUAUGUCAUAUUUGCUUUGGACACCUGUAAUUUAAAUGUCAAAGGCAAAUCCUAUUUAAUGUGACUUAUUUUUGCCAUUAAAAGAGAUGAAUCACAACCA
Salmo salar (Atlantic salmon) is the source of this 1506-nucleotide messenger RNA. RefSeq names its product UPF0547 protein C16orf87 homolog. Lineage: Eukaryota; Metazoa; Chordata; Actinopteri; Salmoniformes; Salmonidae. The record is from RefSeq and is a predicted model, not a curated record.